Molecule: messenger RNA, 7148 nt
Organism: Pangasianodon hypophthalmus (striped catfish)
Lineage: Eukaryota; Metazoa; Chordata; Actinopteri; Siluriformes; Pangasiidae
Gene: dnaaf9
Product: dynein axonemal assembly factor 9
Exons: 37
Coding region: 133-3594 (1153 amino acids)
Source: RefSeq, a predicted model, not a curated record
CGCCUGUGUUGCUGUUCUCCAGCUGAGGCUGUUGACUAUGGAGAUGUGCGCGAGCUGAAAAAAAGAAGAAAAAUAAAUAAAUAACGGCAAUUUCAGUAACAAGUCUGACUUUCUAAUAUAAAUAUUGCGAAUAUGUCUGGCAUAAAUAAGACGAAUGGAAGGUCUUCUUUUGUCGGUCCGCCAGUAAGCUGUUCACGCUUACGGCAAGUUCAGGCUCUCCUGAAAGCUGAUGGCGAAACAGUUCCAGAUGGCAUCCUCUGCUCACUGGGUAUCGACAGCCGUUAUAAUGAGGGCUGUAGUGAGUUGGCCAGCUACCUUUUCUUUGGUCUCUAUCAACACAGCCAGAAGCAGCUCUGUGAGGACUUUCCUGAGGAGGUGCUGGAUGAUGUGAUCCUUCUCAUAAAGGCAGAGAGUGUGCACCUCUAUUGUAACCCUGUGAAUUAUAGCUACUUGCUUCCUUACAUUUCCCACUGGAGGAAUCUGCACCUGCACUGCAUGACUGAGGCAGAGUACGAGGAUGAGGAAGCCGCAGAAGAGUUUAAAAUCUCCAGUUUUGUGGCUAUGGUUGAAGACUGCAGUUGCAUUGGAAUACCCUACAGCUCUCAAAGUCAUGUGCAGAAGUUUGAUAUGUUCAUGUUAGAGAAGUGGCCCAUUAUUCAAGCAUUUGCUCUGGAAGGAAUAGGAGCUGGUGGUUUUUUCACCAUGAAAUACAAGCUGACUGAUAUGAGUGAGAGUCUUUGGGAGAUUUAUGCAAGACUAGACCCGGUGUCUUUGGACUAUCUGCUCAGUGAGGAUUUGCUGUUGUUUGAGAAGCAGUGGAGCUGCUUGUUAACCAGUGUGAACACAGAGAGCCCACUGUCCAUGCAGGAGAUGUCAGAGGCUCAGACUGCAGAGCCAUUCAGAACAUAUUACUCCCAUGGUCUCAUAUCAAGUAAUAUCACAGAUAAAAGCCGACAGCCAUAUGUGCUGUUUGGGAGUCACUCCUCCAAAGAUGACCUGGAAAACUAUUGCUUCACCUUCCCCUCUGAGGGCCACCAGGUCCGCAACACUGGACCUUGUGGGAGUGCUGCAAAACACAUGCUGCUUCAGUGCGUGGCUCCUAAAGGCCCACUGACCUGUGCAAGAACAUAUUUCUUUGGCAGUACUCAUGUCCCAUACCUGGGGAAUGAUAAUAGCACCGCACAGAAGUCAUCAGAAGUCAUGCUGCUUACACAGAUCUACACAGCUGCUGUUCAGUCAGUGCUGGCAGGAAUAAAAUGCUUCUCCAUCAACUCUAGCGCUAGCAAGGCAAAGGAUGUAGCAGAGCAAACAUUUCAUUUGGCUUUGGAAACCUUUGGGAUGCUUCAAUACAGGAGUGCUCUCAGGUCUAAAGCAGUAUUCAGCAUCGAAGCUGUGAACAAUGCAGGCAGAGUUAUACCCCUCAGUGAUGAGCACAGUCGCUUUCUGGUCAAAACUGCCUCCAUGGUAGUGUAUGAUAUUCCAGAUCUCCAGUGGGGGGGAGGGGACCUGGGCUCUGUAGUCUUCUCUGAGUCUUUCCUGGAGUCUAGCAUCUACAUUCAGCAGAGGGAUGGAGCGCUUGCCUCAAACAGCUUUUUCACUCUGCUUACCUCUUCAGUCCCUCGCUACAUCUCCUGGAUGGUGGAUGAUUCUGAUGUGAGAUUGUCUGAGCAAGCUCUGCAUUUUUUGAAGGAGGAGAAUGGAACAUGUUUAGGGGUUCCUCUAACAACAAAACACUCAGCACAGGUGUUCUCUAACAGUUUACUUUCUACACCUGAAGAAGGGAAGGUGGUGUUUUUCUCAGAGGGUAUAUUGAUUGUCCAUCCACAUUAUGGUAUCAUCACUAUGUCCAAGAAUCAUAUCAGAAACAUCAUAAUUUAUGAUGGGGACUCUUUCUCUGCUGUUACCAUGCUGUUUAUUGAGUAUGAGUCCUCUCUGCGUCCACAUCUUCCUUUUCCUCUACACAGCGCUGACUCUUGUCUGGCCAUCUCUCUGAUGCCCAAAACCAAGGGUUACAAACACUUUUACUCACAGGUCCUGCAGGUUUGGAGUAAGCCUGAUUCAAAGCUCCAUGUGCAGCAUGUUGCCCAAGACCAGCUGGGUCUGGAACAGAUGAGCAUGUACUCCAGAUUGCUGAAGUUCCAUGAGGUACAUGGUUCAUCUGCAGUAAAUACCAGAGCAACCCAGAAGACUGCUUAUCCAGACCUGCCAGAUAUGGACAGGUUUCUGAAGCACUUUGCUAUCAGUAGUAGCAUCUGUGAGGAGUCUGUGUACAGUGAACACCUAGCUGCACUAUUCCCAAACACACACCCCAAAACAGCUGCUCCUGAGUCAGAGCAAAAGGUGGUCCUUUCAAUCAUCACAGGCUUACCAGGCAGCUGUAAAGAAAGUUUGUGUGAUUUUUUGGUGGAUGUGAAUCAGGAAUGUGGCAGGUGGGAGGUAUACCGCCCUGACCUGGACUCAAAAGAUCUAUGUGUGCCACAUCUCCAGCGGUUCCUGAGUGGCCUUGUGGCCAAAACAAGUGAGACAUAUUUAAAUACCCCAAGAGUGCUGCUGCUGACAUCAGGGUACACAGACGUGUUGGAUAUGGUUCAAGCUGUCAUAUGUCAUCCAGACCCACAGGUCCAGAGCAGAGUGUGUGUGGGUGCUGUCACAGCCUGUGUCAACCCACUAACAUCUUUUAUGGAACACAGGUCUUUACCUACUUCCCAAAGGCUGCUCUUCCCCAAACUCCUGGAGCAGUGCAGUCAGGGGGUAGUGAGUAAUGUGGUGUUUACGGGUUUGACUGCUGAGCAGAAGCACCCUCUGCUGAAAUACAUGCAGCAGCUCAUUCGUUCAGCGAAUCCCAAUGCAGCAUUUAUCCUAGCCGAGAGAGGAGCUGUGACCAGAACGGAGGAUAUGCGGCUGAUUCUGAGUGACAGCAGUUUUUGUGAGUCUCAGAUGAUCAGAGCCAGAUAUCUGCUCUACCCUGGCUGGUGGGAGGGCAGGUUUGUGUCUGGUUGUGGAUCUGUAUCAAUGUCCCAACACUGCGUACAGUUCAACCGCCCACUAGAAAGAUCCUUAUUUCUGCAUUGCUGCAAAGGAUUAAAGUCAUCCCUCAGAGGCAGCCCUUUUACAGGAAACAUCUAUCACAUCAGUGGGAAAGUGCUCUUCUCUGACAGUGACAAGUUGUGGAACGUGAGCUGUAACUCAAUCAGUGGGAGUGUGACUGUGGCCCUUGAUCAGGUCUCAACCCGUAGCCCCCAAAUCACGCAAACUUGUUACCUGCUGAUCCAUGGGGUAGGACUCACCCAGAACGGCAUGAGGGACUGGCUCAGACAGUGUGCUAAACAGAAAGUACCAAAGAAAGCAAAGAAGACUAGAAGUACUCUUACACCACAGGAAAUCAGAAAUAUCCAUAUGAAGAGGCACCUGGAACCGCUUCCUUCUGGUUACUUCUAUAAUGGCCAUCAGUUUGUCAGUUUCUUUGGAGAGAAGCAGAACUUCCAUCCUUUAAUGGACCAGUUUGUAGAGGAAUAUCUGCAGGAGGCCAAUAAGGAGAUUGAGCGCUUUAACAGUGAGGUGGACCUGUAUGCACCCAGGGAUCUCUUUGACUAGAGUUCUUCCUCUGUCCUGGUCACACCGGAUAGGGCUUCACUCCAGGACCAAUGAUGUCUGCAAUCAUCUGUUCCCUAUACUGUCCACACAAUGUUAAGGGGAUAACUAAGUCACUAAAAUGGGAGGGGUUGGCCACUUCAUAAAUUCCCACCAUAAAUUCAGGGAAAACCACUGCAGUGUAGAUGAUGAGAGAUUUUCACCCAUCUCACUACCACUCUGUACUAUUUCCUGAGAGCCAUUCCUUCUGUGAAUAGCACAUUUAGCAUAUAAUGGGAAGAAACAGAGUGCAUGUUAAGAUGUGGCAUGAGUUCAUAUAUAUUAAAAUAGUAAUAAAAGUCUUAUGCUACAUUCAUAAUUGUGGCAAUAUAUUAUGAAGAUCAUGUUAACCAUCUUGUGAUGAUGUUGGUGCUCUGAUGCCUUUAAAUCAAGCCUAUCUAAUGUAUUAAUCUGUUCACACACAUACCUAUAACUCUGCAUGUAGGUUUUUUUAUUGCUGGGACAUAACAAGUAUAACAGAUGUAGGUACUCUUCAUUUAAAUUCUCUCUCCGUAGUAAACCUCAUCAUAAUGUAUAUAAUGUGAAUAUACUACUAAGGAGGUUGUGUAGAUAUCACUAUAGCUAGAGAGAUAAAAGUGCUUAGUCCUAGUUCCACUCUAAUUCCGGUACCAGUUACACAAAGAGUAAGUGCUAGGAUCAUAGCUAAAUGCUAAUAGAGUUUGUCAGCAGGGGCAAACCUGCACUAACAGGAGAUGCCUCAGAAGUCCACAUCCAGGGGAGUACAGAUGGGGAGACAGAUGUGAUGGUCCAUCAGUCUGUAGACUCCAGCUGUGGAGCUGUGGUGAUCAUCUCUCAUCUAAGGCAGAGCUCAGACAACCAGUGGCAUCAGACUGAAGUGGCCAAAAAAGGAAAAUUCCACUGGGGUGAGGGUUGGGGGGUUAGGAUAUGUGGUAUGGGAAGGAUGGUUAUGGAAGGGGCAAUGGUCACGGAGUUUGAUGGGAAUCUGAGUUUUCAGUUGAGUGGGAGGUUGGGCUGUAGAAUUAAUUUGUGAUGUGGAGCAACAUGGUAGAGCCUUUUCUUAAUGUGGGAUGAAUGCUUUCUUGUGAAGCCUAUUUUCCAAUUAAUGUGUGUAGGGGGUUGUGGAGAGUCAUAUAUUAACUUUCUUUGACUCAAUUAUGGUUAAUGCGUGUUUAUUAGAGCCUGUAGCGGUGAAUCUAAUGUGUCAUGUUGUUUGCAGGCGGAUUUAGCUCUUCACCUGGGGUCACUCCUCUAUGCAUGCUUACUCAAACUAAAUGUGCACAGCAGGGGAGAAGCAGUGUCAUUCUCAAACAUGCAUUCUGAUAUUUGACCUUGCAUCUAUAAGACGAGUAUUAAAGAAGCCAAAAGUAUAGCGCAUCUAAAGUGAAUGAAAUGUUAAAUAUUAUAUGAAAGAAAUGUUUGCUGUGAAAUGGGGUGAGGAUGCACUUGCAAAAAAAAAUUCAGACACUGCUGCUCCUCUCUGUGCUGCAAGAAUAAAAGGUAUAGUAAUGGAAUUCUAUAUACGAAGUGUUAGCACUCUGUAUGCGCUCUCACCAUAUCCAGUAUAAGAGUAUAUAACAGUUGCUGUGGUCAUUGAUAUGCUCGAGAGGUGUGUUACUGUUGCUGUUGCUAUGGAGAUUUACAAUACAGCACACUUGCCACUAUCACCAUGGAGACUUACCACUUCGUACCUUUUUAGCAAUCAAUCGCAGUUUGCCUCAAGAUAUCACACUUGUCUUAGCAUAAACUCUGUAAGUACAGGUUAUUGUGAGGCUGUGUGUCCACUGUGCAGUAAAAGGUGAAGUCAGACCAGCUCACACCAGGCUGACUGACAGAGCUUUUUCACUGAGCAGUUCCUCUGCGAGUUAGACAAUUUUUGCAGCAUCUCAGACACACAGAGCAGCUGUUCUGGGGCUAUGGGGCUCCAUAAUGCUUCUGUAAUCUGUAGUUCAGGGUAGCAGUCAUUUUAGCACAUACUACGUGCAUGUGUUAAUAUGUCUUACUGAGGUAUAUUUAUAUUUAUAACACAAAUGCCUUUCACCAAACUGGUACUACAGAGAGAAAAAAACUAUUUUGCAUACCUAAAGAGAAUUGAAUUACCUAGAGAGGAAAAAAGUGUAUUUUUGUAAGGCUGUUUAUUUAAAAUGCAAAAAAAAACUGAUUAAAUUAGGGGUAUGUUUCACUCCUGUAACUUAUUUCAGAGGCUUCCUAUUAGGCUGACUGAAGUGCCUUGGCCAAGAGGAACAGGCACAUUGCCAGGCAGAGUUGAGCACCAGUAUUGGUGAAAGGAUAAGCAGAGUGUUUUUCUUAUUUGUGAAGGGUCGGAUGCUGGCAGGCAAGAGGGCACUGGAGGGCAGCAGAGCAAAAUUUUAAACAAAGACACAUCAGUGUCAGGGCAAAGCCUAAGCCUGGAUUAAGUGGACUGGGUGUUCUUUUAAAGACAUCUUAUUUAACAGUUGCAUGAAUGAAUGCAAAUUUGGCAGCGGGUAAGUCUUUAGUUUGCUUUUGGAGACAGACCCCAGUGAGGCCCUCCAGGCUGUCCCUAUAACUGCCUGCGAGGUCUUCCCUGACCACUGUACCUGUGUAGCUGAGGUUAGAGGACUAAAACAGAGUUUGGUGUCAAAGAAAGAAUUAGCCUUUUAUAUGUGAAAAAUUGUUAUGAUUAGCUGAAGGGUCGCAUCAGUGUUCCGAGAGGCCAUUCCUUAAACUGAACUUUUAAAAAAAAAUAAAUAAAUAAAACUAUAAUUGUCGGUUGCCUUGGCUUUGGCCUCUGUUGGAACAAUAAUAUUAUUCAGCAAUAUCUUAAACUUGCUGUAAGUGCUGAGGGCUUGUUCCUGACCAAACCAUCUCACUCCCAUCUGUUAACCUCUCUUUGAAAUCUGUUCAUUCCUAAAAUCAGCAGGGUUAAUCAGAGACUGCUCCUGCUGAAGUUUUCUUUCUUAUGUUCCCAGGUACUGGAUCAUAUUGGCUGUACCAACAUAUAAGAAUUUCCCAUCACAGAUGACAGAGACUUAAUUGCACUUGUUAUGCUAAUCAGGUUACACUUGGUGGUGAGAGGAGCUUAUUUGGAAUACAGAAACUUAAGGGCUAAUUUACACUGCUCAAGAUGUUUGGUAGGGAACAAGCCUAAAGUAAAGAAUUCCAGACCUAAAAUAAGAAUAGUCAGUAUGUUAUUGCCUGCACAAAGAACACAUUCCUAUUCCGUCCGGACUGUGGACAAAGUAAGUUAUUUCUGAACCUUUUUAGUUCCAGAGAGAAGAUAAAGGAAAAGGGGUGAUAGAUUCCUAAGGUUUUACCUCAGGAUACCCAAUGUUUGGAGUUCAUACUGAUAUUUGUGGUGAAAAUGGUUCAAACAGUUGUACUUGAAAAGUGCCAAAAUGUUAGAGAUUCACUAAAGUGUGUGAAAGUUCAAAUAAUUGAGUUGUGUUUGCACAAAACUACUGAAACUCAUGUUUUCUCCUGUGACUUAUGCUUUUGAUAAUCUAUAUGUUAUAUUUAUGAGAUUAAGUAAUCCAUUAAACUAUUUAUAACCCACUUAA